Messenger RNA from Parascedosporium putredinis, 789 nucleotides. The record is from the annotation of a GenBank genome assembly. NCBI's taxonomy places the organism in Eukaryota, Fungi, Ascomycota, Sordariomycetes, Microascales, Microascaceae.
AUGGAAACCUUUGGGCUGGGCAUCCACUUGACCUGGCAAGCAACGCGCUAUCACACCAACCCGGAAUUCACCUCGCAUAUCGACCCCUUACUCCAAGCGCCUCAGGUUCAGGCGAGGCCUGCCUUUACCUGGUCGUGUGUAGAGGAAAAUUCCGAAACUUGGUCUUAUAGCACGCGUUCUACAAUGUGUGGUAUCUACGCGUCCGUGAGCAGACAUGGCAGGCUCCCACCAUCCAGCGCUCUCGAGUCCCAGCUCGUCCAAAGAGGGCCGGAUCACAUCGGGAGCACGCAAGCCUACGUCCCUAGUAGCGAUAGUAGCAGCAGCAACAGCGAACCUGGUGAGGAGAGCCCGGGGCUCUCUCUAACGUUCGUCGCGACCGUGCUAUCCUUGCGGGGCAACGGCAUAACCCAACAACCCGUGGUGAGCGAGGUUUCGGGGGCUAUACUAUGCUGGAACGGCGAGGCCUGGAGCCUGGGAGGCGACGCGAUUGCCGGGAACGAUACCGCGGCCAUCAUCUCGACCCUGGAUCAGGCCUCGGGCCAAGACGCCGUCCUGGACGUCUUGCGGAGCAUCGAUGGGCCCUUUGCUUUCAUCUACUAUGAUCCUCCCCGGGACAGCCGUGGAGGGGACGCCUGUAUUUCGGGCGCGAUCGCCUGGGCCGCAGGUCGCUGCUGGCGGCGACGCAUGAAGGGGGCUGAUUCUGUCGAGCAUCGCCGACCCGCUCGGCUCUGGUUGGGCAGAGGUCGAGGCGGACGGCAUUUAUGCCCUGGACGUGGCGAGUUUGGGUGA